This is a messenger RNA of Folsomia candida, 444 nucleotides long. RefSeq names its product cilia- and flagella-associated protein 298-B-like. Gene Ontology annotation, biological process: regulation of cilium movement. Lineage: Eukaryota; Metazoa; Arthropoda; Collembola; Entomobryomorpha; Isotomidae. The record is from RefSeq and is a predicted model, not a curated record. The transcript has 3 exons. The coding region runs from base 1 to 444 and encodes 147 amino acids.
AUGGUCAAGGUUCUCCUCAAAACGGUGUCUGAAGCCAAGGAUGCAAUUUCAAAGAAUCUCGCCCAGUCCGGCACCCCACUAACUUUCUCCGUCGUCAAAGAGCAGUUGAGCCUCCUCUCGGGGGCCGUGACCAUCGUGUAUCCAAUGUCCCUCCCACCUCAUGACCCGAUCCGGAUGGAGUUCGAAGGACGGGAAGAACUCGAGGGGACGCACGACUCUUUGGCCGUCAUGUCGGAAGCCCAACUUUGGUUUUGUGGGAAGGAGAUCACCCCACAAAAGCUGCUCUCUGAUUUUACCGGCAAAAACGACAAGACCAAAGUAGUGGUCAAGCUGUCCAAGAAAGGGAACGGUCCACCCGGAAGGGAACCCGUCUUGUCGGAAGACGACCGGAAAGAAUUGAUGCUCCAUGCUUAUCGGAAACAACAGGAAGCCAAGUACAUCUGA